This is a messenger RNA of Alosa alosa (allis shad), 1569 nucleotides long. Its product is annotated as regulator of telomere elongation helicase 1-like. The transcript has 11 exons. Gene Ontology annotation, molecular function: hydrolase activity, acting on acid anhydrides, in phosphorus-containing anhydrides; nucleic acid binding; ATP binding. The record is from RefSeq and is a predicted model, not a curated record. The coding region runs from base 1 to 1569 and encodes 522 amino acids. Gene Ontology annotation, cellular component: nucleus. Gene Ontology annotation, biological process: negative regulation of t-circle formation; regulation of double-strand break repair via homologous recombination; telomeric loop disassembly. NCBI's taxonomy places the organism in Eukaryota, Metazoa, Chordata, Actinopteri, Clupeiformes, Clupeidae.
AUGCAUCGAGUUGUGUCUCACCAGACGGCACCUGAGCCUCCGAGGUCAGAGGUCACAGGGUCGUGGAAAGGUCACGACUUCCUGUUGGAGUUGAAGCGGAAUCUGAGCCAGGAGAACUUCACUCAGCUCAUGGAGGCCCUGAAGACCUACAAGGAGUCUGACGAGCUGCUCGACUUCCUCGCCAAAGCCACCGCUCUGCUCACACCCGACCCCAACACACACCGAUUACUCCGAGGUCUGUCUUACCGCAUCUUUGGCUGGCUGCUUCAAGUUCACGGUUCUUGGUGUUCCACAGUGAACCUCAGUCGCGUGGUGCCCGAUGGACUGCUGGUCUUCUUUCCGUCCUACCCUGUCAUGGACAAGACCCUGGAGUUCUGGCGGGGCAACGGCCUGGCCGGGCGCAUCGAGAACAUCAAGCCCAUGUUUGUGGAGCCGCGAGGCAAGGCCACUUUUACUGAGGUAAUUGACGGCUACUAUGAAAGAGUGAACGAGCCAAAUGGGCGAGGAGGAAGCUUCUUUGCUGUGUGCCGAGGAAAGGCCAGUGAGGGUCUGGACUUUGCGAAUUCGUAUGGGAGGGGUGUGGUCAUCACUGGACUGCCCUUUCCUCCCCGCAUGGACCCGCGGGUCACGCUCAAGAUGCAGUAUCUGGACGAGAUGAGCCGCAAGAGGGAGGCAGGAGUUAAGUAUUUGUCAGGCCAGGAGUGGUACAGGCAGCAGGCAUCUCGUGCAGUGAACCAGGCCAUCGGGAGAGUGAUCCGCCACCGGGAAGACUAUGGAGCCAUCUUCCUCUGUGACCAAAGGUUUAAAGGCACUGAUGUUCGAGCCCAGCUCCCCUCCUGGGUGAGACCUCACGUCAAACUGUACGACAGUUUCGGAUGCGUGGUGCGAGACGCAGCGCAGUUCUUCAGAGUCGCACAGAAGCUGAGGCCCCCCUCAGAGAAGAAGCCUGCCCCCCUCCCUGCCUCCUCCAGUCUGUGUGGGGGAGCCAGUGGCAGCGGUGGUGGGGGGGGCACGGGGGGGUGCAGGGGGGGUGGGGGCGGAUCUGGGGCAGCCUGCUCCUCCCAGAAGGCCAAGAUGUUGGACUCCCACGUCCCCAGCCUCAAACGCCGCAGGACAGAGGAGGCGGAGCUUGGUGUAGGCGUGGCCAGGCUGUGUGUUCAGUAUGAGGCUGAGCUGCCAACCAAUCAAAGACGAGCUCGGGGGCUGCUGGAUGCCCUAGAACACAGUGACCACACUGGACACACACAGCAAGACGCAAACACUCAGGAGAGGCUGGAAGAGCGACCCAGCAAUUGGACACAAGCCAGCAAACGUAAAAUCCGAUUGGUCCAGAGGCCGACGGCACCUAAGCCUCCGAGGUCAGAGGUCACAGGGUCGUGGAAAGGUCACGACUUCCUGUUGGAGUUGAAGCGGAAUCUGAGCCAGGAGAACUUCACUCAGCUCAUGGAGGCCCUGAAGACCUACAAGGAGUCUGACGAGCUGCUCGACUUCCUCCCAAAGCCACCGCUCUGCUCACACACCGACCCCUGUCACACACCGUGUGUGUAUCCGAGGUCUGUCUUAAUGUGA